Phragmites australis (common reed) is the source of this 1584-nucleotide messenger RNA. Its product is annotated as EID1-like F-box protein 3. The transcript has a single exon. Gene Ontology annotation, molecular function: protein binding. The record is from RefSeq and is a predicted model, not a curated record. Bases 424 to 1302 code for a protein of 292 amino acids. NCBI's taxonomy places the organism in Eukaryota, Viridiplantae, Streptophyta, Magnoliopsida, Poales, Poaceae.
UUUAACAAUAUAAAAGUUUUAAGUAUUUAUAAAUUCUUUUUAGAAAAAACGGAAAAUUGCUACAGGAAAACAGUAAUAAAUAAACUGAUCCGGAGGUAGUAGAUAUUUGGGCGGGAAAGCGACUGAUACGAUAAUUUUAGCUUGAAGCGGGAGUGCUCCAGUUGUCAAACGGGCAACCGCGACACGCCGGCCGGGACCGGUCCGGCCCUGCCCCGACACCACGCCUUUCGGGGAGCACGAGAAGUGGUCGCGGCGCGGCGCGCGCUUAUAUAUCCACGCCCCCUAGCAUCGCCCCGUUCACGCGAAGCAUCGCCUACGCUCUUCUGGUAGUGCUGCAACUUGGGCUCGCAAUGUGCCAGUCCCGAGUAGUUUGAACUGCCAGUCCUGAGUACGGUGGCAUAACGCCCACGAGCUUGCCGAGUCAUGAGCGAGGGCACGCGGAACACGCGCCGGUGCUUCGGCGCGUCGAGCAGCGGCGCCGGCGGGAGUGGCAUUGGCAGCGCGAGCUACCGGAAUGGUGCCACUGGGGUGGCGCGGACCAGCGGCGUGAACACGGGGAUCCUCGACGAGCACGUGCUGGCGCUGGUGUUCCGGUUGAUCAACUUUGACCCCAAGGCGCUGUGCACCGUGGCCUGCGUCAGCCGGCGGCUGCGGGCCGUCGCAGAGCGUGUGCUGUGGCGGGAGCUCUGCAUCUCCCGGGCGCCGCGGAUGGUGGCCUCGCUCACAGGGGCCGCGGUGGGGCCACCCCCGCCAGGGCGCAUUGUCGGCGGGUGGCCGGCGCUGGCGAAGCUGCUCUUCUUCUGCUGCGGCGCGGCGGCGGCGGCCGUGCCGGGGCACGUCACGGGGGUGUCCCGCUUCUCCAAGACCUCCGGGCGGAGCUUCCUGUCGCGGCGGUGCCGGGAGGACCUGCUGUACGUGUCGGACCCCUGCGAGCACACGGUGCCCGGCGCAGACGACGACGUGGGCGCCUACCGCGGCGUGUUCCGCGGGUUCAUGCGGUCGCGGACGCGGGCCUGCCUGAUGGACCGGCAGGCCGCACUGGACACGCGCGUGCGCUGCCCCUACUGCGGCGCGCGCGUGUGGAGCAUGGUCGCGGCGGGGCUGGUGCCCCGCAGCGCGUGGCGCAGGCUGGGCGCCUACGACGGCCGCCUCGAGUACUACGUCUGCGUCAGCGGCCAUCUCCACGGCAACUGCUGGCUCGCGCGCCUCACCUCCAGUGAAGGCGACCACGACGGCGGCUGCUCCGACGACAGCGACACGUCCACGGAAGGCGGCAGCGAGGACGGCCACGUCGCGCUGUAACUCCGGCAUCCAUGUCCAUCACCAUCACCAUGUGUUCGAUGGAUCGAUCGGUUGCAGAGGGCAGUAUAGUAGUCGGUGUGGAUCAGCGGAUGGAGUGGCUGGUUGAGCCAGCCUUGCGUUGGCGUAGCUAGCAACAGCAGCAUGCGUGCUCUGCUCUGACUGGGCCGUGUCUCAGGUGUCUUGGAUACGGCACGACUUCUCCUGUUCCAGCGAGCAGUGCACGCGGUUGUGUUUGUGUGGAUCUUUUUUUAAUGUGAUCUGACCUCGUUUUUUGUUCGUUAA